AUGGAGUUACCUCGUCCUGUGAGGCAGUACGAUGUGUUCCUCAGCUUCCGAGGAGAAGACACUCGCAAAGGCAUCGUCAGCCAUUUGCACGGAGCAUUUCGCCGCAAGGGAAUAGAAAAAAUAUUCAAAGACGAUAAAACACUCGAGAUUGGAGACUCCAUUUCCGAAGAAAUCAAGGAGGCUAUACAUAAUUCGAAGUUUGCGGUCGUAGUUAUCUCAAAGAACUAUGUUUCCUCCACUUGGUGUCUAGAGGAGCUACGCAUGAUAAUGGAGCUUCACAACGAAAACCUACUCACUGCUGUUCCAGUCUUCUACAACGUUGUUCCAUCCGAUGUAAGACACCAGAAAGGAACCUUUUCUUUAGAAAGGUACGGAUGUUCAAGAAUCAUGCUACUAUUUUCCAGCAAGAAAAGAACAAUGGCGGCAAAGGUUCAGAAGUGGAGAGAAGCUCUCACUGCGGUCGCAGAUGCAUCAGGCAAGGAUUUGAGUAAAUGGUGA
Brassica oleracea var. oleracea is the source of this 498-nucleotide messenger RNA. Its product is annotated as toll/interleukin-1 receptor-like protein. The record is from RefSeq and is a predicted model, not a curated record. Lineage: Eukaryota; Viridiplantae; Streptophyta; Magnoliopsida; Brassicales; Brassicaceae. The transcript has a single exon. Bases 1 to 498 code for a protein of 165 amino acids. Gene Ontology annotation, biological process: signal transduction.